CCCGCCGGGGACGGGGCGCGGCGGCGGCUCGUCCCUCCGAUCCCAACCGUGCGGUGCUGCUGGCGCUGGUGGAAGAGUUUUGGGAGGGAGAUGAUGACAGGCUGAUGAAACCAAUCAAACAAUGAAGUAAUCAUAAAUCCCCGGUGCCGGCGGUGAAGGCGGGAGCAGCUGGAGGCUGGAGAGGAGCUGAGGUCCUAACGAAACCAUCCCGCUGAGCAGCAGAAAUCCGGGGAGGCCGAAGCACUGAAAGGUGGCCAAGGUCCUGUCACCAGGGCCAAUGGACAGAGACAGCACAGCACAGUGUGGAUGAGGGCAGGGAAAAUCCUGCUGGCAGCUCCGGGGGAGCAGUGCAGAGGGCACGGAGGACACCCGCAGGAAGGAAGAGUGGUGGCUCCCCAGGAGCUGUCGGAGAAGAGAGUUCUGGUGCUUUGUUUGCUCUUCACAAAUUUGCCUGCGGAACCUGAAUCCUGGGACCAGAGGCUGAGGAAUCUUGUCACAGGCUGAUAGUCAGGAUGAGGGAUGUAUCCCACAGCAGGAGACGCUAUGGAUGGGUGUGAGGGGGCCUGACCCUGCCCCACUGCUGGGACAUCCCCACUGGGAGAGCAGCUCCUGCCAACUGGGAUCCUGCGUGUGGCUGGGCGUUCAUUGGCUUUGCUGAAGACGAUCCUGGUGCUGAGAAGGCUGCUCUAGUCUAGGCAAGGAGCUGCGCAACCAUGAGCGCGGGUUCGAUUGAGCAGGAGCCGUCGCGCAAGCUGGCCUGCUGCGGGGUGCCCCUCAUCACCGAGGACAUGCAGUCCCUGGCCAUCCGCACCCUCUCAGGCACCGACAUCAGCAAGCACUACGACCUCAUCCGCGAGCUCGGCAAGGGCACCUACGGCAAGGUGGACCUGGUGUCCCACAAAAGCACAGGCACCAAGAUGGCCCUGAAGUUCGUCAACAAGAGUAAGACGAAGCUGAAGAACUUCCUGCGGGAGUUCAGCAUCACCAACACACUCUCCUCCAGCCCCUUCAUCAUCAAGGUCUUUGACGUGGUCUUCGAGACUGAGGACUGCUACGUCUUCGCUCAGGAGUAUGCCCCUGGUGGGGACCUCUUCGACAUCAUCCCACCACAGGUGGGGCUCCCCGAGGAGCUGGUGAAGCGCUGUGUGCAGCAGCUGGGCCUGGCCCUCGACUACAUGCACAGCAAGAGCCUGGUGCACCGGGACAUCAAACCGGAGAACGUCCUGCUCUUCGACCGCGACUGCCGCCGCGUCAAACUGGCCGACUUUGGCAUGACCCGCAAGGUGGGCUGCCGGGUCAAGCGCAUCAGUGGCACCAUCCCCUACACGGCGCCCGAGGUGUGCCAGGCCGGCCGGGCCGAGGGCUUUGCUGUGGACACCAGCAUCGAUGUCUGGGCUUUUGGGGUGCUCAUCUUCUGCGUCCUCACCGGCAACUUCCCCUGGGAGGCGGCGGUGGCGUCCGAUGCCUUCUUCGAGGAGUUCGUGCGGUGGCAGAAGGGGCGGCUGGGGGGGCUGCCCUCGCAGUGGCGGCGCUUCACGGACAGUGCCCUGCGCAUGUUCCAGCGCCUGCUGGCCCUCGACCCCGAGAAGCGCUGCCCCGUCAAGGAGGUUUUCUACUUCAUCAAGUGCGACCUGAUGGCCGAGGUGCGGUGCCGGCCCUCCUACCGCUCCCGCAAACACACCAGGGACAAGCUCCCGGCCGGCUCCCACUGCCACGAGGCCACCGGCUCCUGCACCCCCGCCCCGCUCAAGAGGACCGUCCUGACAGAAGGGAGCGGAGCGCGCGGUCCCGAGUCCAGCGCGGCCGCCCCGGGGACGGCCAGCAGGACAGAUGGACGGCAGGACAAAGGCAAAGGACAGAUGGUCCUGGCCACAGCAAUAGAGAUCUGCGUCUGAUGGCGCCGCGGCAGCGGCCGCAC
This is a messenger RNA of Corapipo altera (White-ruffed manakin), 1918 nucleotides long. RefSeq names its product SH3 domain binding kinase 1 (gene SBK1). Gene Ontology annotation, molecular function: protein serine/threonine kinase activity; ATP binding. Bases 714 to 1895 code for a protein of 393 amino acids. Lineage: Eukaryota; Metazoa; Chordata; Aves; Passeriformes; Pipridae. Gene Ontology annotation, biological process: peptidyl-serine phosphorylation; peptidyl-threonine phosphorylation. The record is from RefSeq and is a predicted model, not a curated record. The transcript is spliced from 5 exons.